GAAAAUUUACCUUUUUAUUUAACCAGAAAAUCAGUGAAAAUCUAUUUUCCUGGCCAAGAUAGGAAGGAAUAAAGAGUUACAAAUAUAAGACAACACAAAAUGUACCAUGUAAAUCUAAAUUUUACAAAUGUGUGGUCAAGUUAUUUGAUUGGAAGAUCUACUGAUCUGAACAGAUGUAUAGGAGAUUAUAAAUUACAAUAUUUAAGGGGCUGAACUUAAAUUCAUUAUAAAAAGAUUUACAGGUUAGUGUACGCAGUCAAAUAUGUCUAAAUGCCAUUUUCCAGACAUAAAAACUGUUUAUCAACAAAUUCUCCAGCUUCUGCGUCAUUACCAGUCCAUAAUUUAUAUCCACGUGUGAAAUGAGUUCAACAGUCAAAAUCUUCCGUCUGCUUCCGUUAUAGUUGGAAAUCAAAACUAAGGAAAGAAAAUAUGUUCCGUGGGUUUCAUUUCCGUUUUGCAGAAGGAAAACAUUAACGUCAUAAUUUAAUGUUAAUCAAAAUCAUUCACGAUACUUUUAAUUUGUAAAGAACCCACAUUUCCUGUUACAGACCCCGGCCCGUUGCUAAGGAGCUCACCGGUUGCCUGGUUACCGACAGACACUAUUCAGCACGCGGACAGCGACUCGCCGUUCACCGUGCCGAAUUAACGUUUUUCUGCUCAAGUGAUUUUUAGUUAGUUAGUUAGUUAUAAACUACAUUUUUGUUUAAAAACUGGAACAGUUUCUUCCGGAGACAUGGCGAACGCGCACCGGACAAACGUGCUGGUCACUUCGUGUCUGAAAACGCCGGUAGACCCGCAAACCAAAGCGCCGUUAGCUUCAUACGAGCGGGAGAGAGUCCUGCCGUACACGGCUACACCUCAUAUGGACAACCGGGACUACGAGAAGGAGCUGGAGUAUGAGGACUCAGGCUCUGAUUUCUGUGAUGAGGACUGUCUGGGGAAGGGCGGCCCUCUCCUGCUGAAUGACUACAGGGCAGCAGGAGACCACCUCGACCUGAGCAACAUCUUCUUCUCCAACGAGGAGUACUACAGCAAGCUGGAGGAGCUGAAGAAGGCCCAUCUCCGCACCAUGGCCGAGCUGGAGAGCAUGUACCGGCGAAAGCUGGAGCUCAAGUGCAUGGAGCCUUUGGACAUGGCGACGCUGGAGACGGGGCACAGGCUGCUAUGGUCAAACACCAGCCCAGCAGCUGCACGCCGUUUGAGGAAGUCCCACUCUGCUGUUGAACUGCGGAGGAGUUCAGGACAGUCGGACUUAUCGUAUGAGGAUGAAGCCGCCAAUAACGAUGUGGAGAAAGGCCUGCUCUUCUCUCCCAAAGAGCACAUCAAGAACAUGUGGAGGGACUUCAAGGUGUCCCCUCACAACCGUCACCUGUCGUCCUGCUCGCUGCACAGCCUGCCAGGAGACCAGAAGAGGCCGGGAAAGGGAAAAGGAAAGAAGAGGCAAGGGCUUAAAGCCGGGGAGCAGAGCUGGAAACACAGAGUGACCGUCCCGAAACCUUUCCACAUGACAGUGCGUGAGGCCGAGAGACGAAAGCGUGGCGUCAAGACGCGUUCGGAGAUGGAAGUGGAGAACGCAGAGCUACGACGGCAGCUGGAAGGACUGACAGAGUGCCAGAGGAAGUUCCGCGCCAGCCCCGUCCCUGCACACGUUCACCUCCCGCUGUAUGAAGAGCUGCAGGAGCAGUAUCACGAGCGGCGGCAAAACAUGCGAGACCGAGAGGAGCAGCAUCUCCGGACCGUCCAGAAACCUUUCAGCUUCCUGGAGAGGGAGCGACUAAAGAAGGAGCAGAAGCAGCUGCGUCACCCGCAACCGUCCGACCAGGAGAAAGUGAAACCCUUCAAAGCCAAACCUGUGCCCAAGGCGGUGUACGCAGCAGCAUCAGGGGAGCAGAUGAAGGAGGAGCGGCUGUAUCGCUCCAUCAAGACACAGAUGAGAGCUCAGGAGCUGCUCCACAGCGCUUCAAUGCCUCCCAGCAUGCUUGCACGACGACUCAGCGAUCGCAAGAAGACCAAAGACGACGCAGCAGGAGGAGGGGACAACAGCUUCACCCACAGACCCCAGAUCAACAAAGAGAUUCCUGACUUCAACGCCAGUUACCAACGCUUCCAGAAACAACUGGAGAAGCGGAAGGAGGUGAAGCCCACGACCGCGUGUGAACCCUUUGAUCUGAGGACGUCGCAGAUCUCCUCGCACCGCGACCGCAUCCUGGCCGACAUCGAGAAGGAGCAGAGCCCUCGGAUGCUGCGCUGGCCGUACAUCAACUCCGGGGCGGCUCGCACGCCAAACUCAAGCCUCUGUUCGUCUCUCUCCGGCAGCCUGGAGGUGCUUCCUGCCAAAGUCACAGACGCUACCAAAAGGCGCCAUGAGGCCGUGAGAAAGGCGCUGGAGCAGAGGAAGAAGGCUGAGGAGGAGGAGGAGCGGAGGAGGGAGAGGCAGAAGCAGAGGGAGAAGAAGCUGCAGAGGGUGGUGCUGAAGCGGGCGCAGGCCAACGACCCCCACCUGGCCCUCUCACAGACCCACCAGACGAAACUCAAAGAAUUCAGGAAACAAGAGCAGCAGCGCAGGAAAGAGUACCAGCAGGAGAUGAAAGAGAUGCAGCAGAGAGUGAAGGGGAGGCCGCUGCUGCUGGAGCAGGUUGCACAGAGGAAUGCCAAACAGGCGGCAGAGAAGCGCUACACAGACGCCCUGCAGGGAUACAGUCUGACCGAAGAGUUCAUCAGCGGCAAGGCGGUCAAAUCAGGAUCUGCCUCCCAGCACGGUGACGGCAAGCAGAGUGACCUGGAGGACCUAGACAUGGGAUAUCUACCUGUUCACUACAGGAAGGUCUUCCUCGAUGACGACGAUGACGAAGACGUGGAUGAUCCAGACGAGAGGGAACGAGGGAGAGAAGACGAGGAGAGCGACGAGGCCUCGUUCAACCAGCGCUAUGGCGAGGACCCCGGCGGUCAGCGCUCAGAUGAGGAUGACCGUGGUGAUGAUCGUGAUCACCACUAUUCUGACGAAAGUUACCACUACUCAGACGAUCAUGAGGAAUACUCAGAGGACAGCGAGCAUGACGCUGACACUAAACAGGAGGCAGGAGAAUGAUGUCAUCACACGUCAAGUUAUAAAUGGUCAAAAAAACUCUGAUGGAGAAAACUGAACAAAACUGAACUCAUCACGUGAAGAGGAAGCUUCUUAUUUCUGGAAUAAUAACGUGUCAUAUCUGAAAUAUUGUGCUCAUAAAUAUGACAUACAGGGAUGAAAGAUGUAAUUGAACAUUAGGUGACGAUGUUGGCUGCGUCUGAAAUCCCUCCUUUGUUCACCAAUUCACUAUUCCCCACAUAAAAAGCACUUAUUAGUUUACUUUAUUAUUGCUUAAUUUAGUGACCAGUUAAAUGAGACUUUGGACACUUUUGAAUUUUCAUUAUUUGGUGUCAUGUACUUUUUUCUUGAGGGCACAAUAUAAUGCACGAUUGUCACUUGAGGGACUGAUUUUGGACACAGCUGUCGGCCUUUUUCAUGGGAGAUAUUCUGACUUUUCAUAGUAGGAGAUGUUACUGGCUCUGCUCUAUUCAAGGAACUCAGUGAGCCAUGAUAGUAAUGAUGUGUCCCAAAUCCAUACUACAUACUGAUUCUAUACACUAUUUACUCCAUAGUAAUAUAUUGUUUAGCGGUUACUAUAUAAAAUCUGAAAAUACCUUACCAUUUUAUACUAACAGGAAAUGAUACAGUAUAUGUAAUGUGGACAGUAAAAUGUUUUUCUUAAGAUCUGACACUUAUUCCUGGAGCUGUCUCGCCACCAUUCAUUGUUUGUUUGAUUUCUUUUCUGUAAGCAGCUCCUUAUUCCUUUGUGCACUGCAUUGUAGGAGAAUAGCGUACAUCAACAGACCACAGAAAAAUCCACUGUAUUUCUUAUGCAUGCAGUCUGAUCCUAUUAAACUUCAUUUAUUUUACGUAA
This is a messenger RNA of Seriola aureovittata, 3941 nucleotides long. RefSeq names its product FAM161 centrosomal protein A (gene fam161a). The record is from RefSeq and is a predicted model, not a curated record. Gene Ontology annotation, biological process: cilium organization. Gene Ontology annotation, cellular component: cilium. NCBI's taxonomy places the organism in Eukaryota, Metazoa, Chordata, Actinopteri, Carangiformes, Carangidae. The transcript is spliced from 7 exons. Bases 734 to 3088 code for a protein of 784 amino acids.